UCCCGACCGCGCGGUGCGGGGCGGGGGCCGAGCCGGCAGCCCGAACGCCUGGCCGUAGCGGGGAGCCCCGGUGGCACCAGGCAGCCCGAGCUGCCGCGCCGCGCUUCUGCCGCGCCGAGUAGCUCGUCUGCACGCCGCGUGCCACACAAUGACAAAAAAGACACUGGGUUAUGGGCAAGUCAGAAAGUCAGAUGGAUAUCACUGAAAUGAAUGCUCCAAAAUCAAAGAAGAAACUGCGAUGGAGUGGCCUGGAAAUAGGGCUGACUGUUGUAGUGAUUCUGCUGGCCAUUGUGGCAAUCACAAUGAUAGUCCUGUAUGCUACAUACGAUGAUGGGGUUUGCAAGACAUCAGACUGCAUAAAGUCAGCAGCCCGAAUCAUUGAGAACAUGGACACCACCGCAGAGCCUUGCAGUGAUUUUUACCAAUAUGCCUGUGGAGGAUGGCUGAAGAGGAACGUCAUUCCAGAAACCAGCUCCCGUUAUAGUAACUUUGACAUUUUAAGAGAUGAACUAGAAGUUGUUUUAAAAGAUGUCCUCGACACACCAAGCAGCAGUGAUAUAACAGCAGUGCAGAAGGCAAAAACUCUGUAUAGAUCAUGCAUAAAUGAAACAACCAUUGAUAGCAGAGGUGGAAUGCCUUUAAUCAGUCUCCUGGCAAAUUUAUCUGACUGGCCUGUAGCAACAAACAACUGGGAGUCUUCCUAUGGUGCUGCUUGGACAGCUGAGACAGCUAUUGCACAACUCAACUCCAGAUAUGGGAAAAAGGUCCUGAUUAAUUUUUUCGUUGGCACAGACGAUAAAAAUUCCUCAGCACACAUCAUUCAUAUUGACCAACCUGGGCUUGGCCUGCCUUCUCGUGACUACUAUGAAUGCACAGGAGCAUACCAAGAGGCAUGUUCUGCCUACGUUGAUUUCAUGAUUUCUGUAGCUAAACUAAUCCUACAAGAAAGAAACAUUUCUUUCAAUGAGACCCAGAUUGCAGAAGAAAUGAGAAGAGUCAUGGACCUGGAGAAAGAGAUCGCUAACGCAACAACAAAGUCUGAAGACAGAAAUGAUCCACUUUUGCUGUACAAUAAAAUGACACUGGCACAACUCCAGAACAACUUUUCGUUGGAAAUAAAUCAUAUGGCAUUCAACUGGUCAAAAUUCAUAAACAAUAUAAUGUCAACUGUACAAAUUGAUGUGGAGGACACGGAACAUGUGGUUGUUUAUGACCCAGAAUACCUUACCAAGCUGAAGUCUAUUCUUAAUAAGUAUACCCCCAGAGAACUUCAAAACUACAUGAUCUGGCGAUUCGUAAUGGACCUUGUAAACAGCCUUAGCCGUAACUACAAGGAUACCAGGAAUGCUUUUCGUAAGGCUCUGUAUGGCACCACGUCAGAAACUGCUGUUUGGCGUCGCUGUGCCAACUAUGUCAAUGGCAACAUGGAGAGUGCGGUGGGACGGCUGUAUGUGCAGGAGGCCUUUGCUGGAGACAGUAAACACGUGGUGGAGGAAAUGAUUGCAGAUAUACGUGGUGUUUUUAUAGAAACCUUAGAUGAUCUCACCUGGAUGGAUGCAGAAACCAAAAAGAAAGCAGAACAAAAAGCAACAGCAAUUAGAGAGAGGAUUGGCUAUCCAGAUGAGAUCAUGACAGAUGACAACAAGCUGAACAACGAGUACCAGGAGCUGAACUACAAAGAAGAAGAAUACUUUGAAAACAUCAUUCAAAAUUUAGUAUUUACCCAAAAGAAAAGACUGAAAAAGCUUAGAGAAAAGGUGGACAAAGAGGAGUGGAUAAGUGGAGCUGCUGUUGUCAAUGCUUUUUACUCUGCAAGUAGAAAUCAGAUAGUCUUUCCUGCUGGCAUUUUGCAGCCUCCUUUCUUCAGUGCAUCUCAGCCCAAAUCUCUGAAUUAUGGUGGCAUAGGCAUGGUCAUUGGUCACGAAAUCACACACGGUUUUGAUGACAACGGCAGAAAUUUCAAUGAGAAUGGAGACCUCGUAGACUGGUGGACUGAAGAAUCUGCACGCAAUUUUAAGAACUUAUCGCAGUGCAUGGUGUACCAGUAUGGAAACUUCUCAUGGGACCUAGCAGGUGGACAGCAGCUGAGCGGAAUUAACACACUAGGAGAAAACAUUGCUGAUAAUGGAGGUGUUAGACAAGCAUAUAAGGCUUAUGAGAACUUUGUGAAAAAGAAUGGCAAAGAAAAACUUCUCCCUGGCCUGGACAUGAACCAUCAGCAGCUGUUUUUUCUGAACUUUGCACAGGUAUGGUGUGGAACAUACAGACCAGAAUAUGCUGUGAACUCCAUCAAAACCGACGUUCACAGCCCAGGAAAAUUCAGGGUCAUAGGAUCAUUGCAAAACUCUCCAGAGUUCUCUGAAGCCUUUUCAUGCACCACAAAAAACUACAUGGAUCCUGCUAAAAAAUGCCGGGUUUGGUGAUGGAGCUGCACACUCUGCAGCUCAAGAAGCUUUCCAGAAAAACAGAAAUUAUGGACUAAUUUUGACAAGAGGCAGAGGGAAGAAAAUUGAAAGAAAAAUGCUAUAGAAGACCCCUUAAUCCUUAGUAAGCAGGCAAACAAGAAGCAAUCACACCAAAACAAUCCAUUUCUCCAGUGCAGGAUAACACCCAGGCAGCGCCCAGCUCUUGUGGCUAUUGCUGCUCCUCAGCCAGCCCUGCAGGAUGCACAGUGCCAUGCACAGCACCACUGCACUCACAGCUAACCCUGCCCCCCACCCAUCAAUGGCUUUUUGCAUCAUGAUUUUAAAUGUCGAAGUACAACACAUCAUCUCCCACUGGUUGAUGAAUGCAUACUUCUGAUCGAGCAAAGGAAGGAAGUACUAAGUAACACAUGGUAUUGUUGAUCAUAAUAUGAUAACGAGGCAGCAGUUUGCAUCCUGUGUCAGAAUUUGUACCCUCUGCUGUUAGGAUAAAUCUGUUUUACCAAAUGUUUUCAUUUCUACUUGAAGCCAUUUAUACAAAGGGAGUCCAAAGAUGUGCGUAGUUCAAUAACCUCUCGCUAAUUAUUCCUUUGUGUAUUAUUUCAACUCACAUUUACAACAGUUUAUUUACUGCUUUCCAGCCAAACUGAAAUUGCAGGUAAUUUAUUAAUUUUUAAACGCAUAAUCUAUAAGACUGUGAUCAAAGACCCUCUCACAAUUUUCUAUGCUUUUUCUUGCUUUCUCUAACGUUUGUCUUUUUAAAAGUUUCUAGCAAUGUAAAAAUCACAGUUUUUGUAUUUAAAUCUCAGUUACACUUUUGACUUAAACUAUUGUAAUAUAUUUUAUCAGCAUCUGCAUAGAACUGGCCAAUUAGAGUAAUGAGUGGAAUCAGACAGUAAGAUAGAGCCUCCAAAACAGAUGUGCAGUGGAGAACACCAAUAAGCAUACUGUCAUGCACAGCUUUCAGACUGACUAUCUCAGCAACGAGGGUUUCUAUCCUGCACAUAAUUGUAUGUGCUCUAAUGGAUGUCAGUCCUCACACCAGGAAAGCUGCACAGCUGCUUACAAUAACAGAGCUUUAAAUGAGAAGGUAAUGGGCUUUAAAUCUGCAAUGAUAGGUACUGAACAUCAUCAUGCAGAUUGCAAAGGAACUGCUUUGUAUACCAAAGCAAACAGAUUUCCAGAAAUAAGUGGCAGAUACCUCAGAUGACUGCUACAAUAGGUAUAUUUGAAAACCUAUGUUCCUUUUAGCUUUUUGAGUUUGUCAUCUGAUAAAAACAUUUUGAUAAUAAACUGAAAUUAUAAACCAAAUGCAGCGUCUGUUCUUUACAGGAAGUAUAGCAGUAGAGAAGUGUAUCGCCCCACGUGCAUACCGAGCUGGGAGUUUGGAGAGAAGUGUGUGAAAUACAAACCAACCCUAAGGCAUACAAGCAGAAGACAGGCAAAGUUCCCUAGCCGUUGUUGGCUUCCAAUGCUCACAUACAUCCUGCUUUCGUUACAUGAAACCAUGCCAGCAAGUGAGCAGAGAUCUGGGAAACAACCUACAGACACUGCAGGAUUUGGUGUCGGAAUUUUUAUGAGAAGGUCUAAAGAAAAAGGAACGAGACAUAGUAGGAACCAAAGUACUCUUGUUAGUAAAAGCCAUAUUUACACGUGCCCCAAAACCAACGUCACACAUGUCCCAGACCACCAGCCUCCCCCCUUCACACAGCCCUGUGGGCCACACUAAGCACAUGACCAAACAUGGAGCAAAUGAGGCUGCUCAUUUCCUUCCUCCCCUCUGAAGCAGGUGAAAAAAUGAACAGAGGUUGGCUCUGCUUCCAGCCAAAGCUGCUGGAUCAGGGGAGCAUGAAUGCUGAAAGAUCCCCAUUGGGAGACAGAUACAUGCUGGGACCAAGACAACACAAAAGCAGUCACGCUCUGCAGCACGGCCCUGAACCCCAUCACUCCUGGCACUAGGCCUGUCCUGUGCCUCACAGCAGCCUUGUCUUCCACAGCACUCUUACCAAAAGCCACUGGGCACACCUGCUGAGGCACACUUGGCCACGUGUCAGCAUCCAACAGAGAAAUAACAUGCAUUUUAAAAACCAAACUUUAACCAGUAACACGACUGUCACAUUCAUGCAAAAGUGAAAAUCAGGUAUUCCAUAAGAGAAACAUAAAACUAGUAAUUGAGAUGCAAGACAUCUGACAUUAAACAAGCAGUGAAAAGUCACAAUAUGCCUUUUAUCACAGCUUGCAAACUAAUUAGCACCAGUGAGGCUUUUCCUUUUUAGAACGUUAAUAUCAAGGAAAUAUUUAUAGGUAUGCCACAGGAAGCAUCCACCAAAGGCCUCGAGAACAACAAAGCCUGGAAAACAUGUCACUCAAUGUGGCAUUCCUAUUUUGCUGCUUCUCCAGGUCUGUGUAAGCACUCUAACAGAUUUCACAUCAGGAGCAGAACUUGUAGGCAACUGCACUGUUUCUUUCUAGGAUUUCCUUGUUCAGGAAACCACCACAUUUUGCGCUGAAAAAUAGAGAAGCAAUCAAUGUGGCAAUCAAUGUGGCACCACUGAUGGAAGCACUGUGCUGCUGAAGUCCUCCCCUCUCUGUAACGCUCACUGCUUUGGCUGCACCAUCUAAGAAAGCUGCCUGGGCAGCUCCUGGCCUCAUCAACACCACUGACACUCAUGAGUGGCAGAUGCUGACAGUGACUUUACAGUUAACAAAUUUAGAUACAAGCUAUCUACUUUAAAGGAAAGGUGAAGCAGCACUCAAGCCCCGAUGCACAAGUGGUUGGCAAAGAGCAAGGCAAUUACCUUAAGCUCACCUGGAGACGUGAAAUACGGUCAUUCAAAACCAA
Messenger RNA from Phasianus colchicus (ring-necked pheasant), 5265 nucleotides. It is a transcript of the gene MME, whose product is annotated as membrane metalloendopeptidase. Gene Ontology annotation, biological process: protein processing; amyloid-beta clearance. Gene Ontology annotation, molecular function: metalloendopeptidase activity. NCBI's taxonomy places the organism in Eukaryota, Metazoa, Chordata, Aves, Galliformes, Phasianidae. The record is from RefSeq and is a predicted model, not a curated record. Gene Ontology annotation, cellular component: plasma membrane.